Pipistrellus nathusii (Nathusius's pipistrelle) is the source of this 1563-nucleotide messenger RNA. The record is from the annotation of a GenBank genome assembly. NCBI's taxonomy places the organism in Eukaryota, Metazoa, Chordata, Mammalia, Chiroptera, Vespertilionidae.
AUGAGCGCGAGCGAGGGCAUGAAAUUUAAAUUCCACUCAGGGGAGAAAGUCCUGUGCUUCGAGCCUGACCCCACCAAGGCGCGAGUGCUGUACGAUGCCAAGAUUGUGGAUGUUAUUGUUGGGAAAGACGAAAAAGGCAGAAAGAUCCCGGAAUAUCUAAUCCAUUUUAAUGGUUGGAACAGAAGCUGGGAUAGGUGGGCAGCUGAAGAUCAUGUCCUCCGAGAUACCGACGAAAAUCGGAGAUUACAACGAAAAUUGGCCAGAAAAGCUGUAGCUCGCCUAAGCACAGGAAGGAAGAAGAAGCGCUGCCGGCUGCCUGGUGUUGAUUCCGUCUUAAAAAGCCUCCCCGUUGAAGAAAAAGAUAAAAGCAAUGAGAACUCUGUAAGCACUUCCUCUGGUGACAGCAGUGACGAAAAGGAUGGCGCAAUAAGUGAAGAAAGUGACAUUGAAGAAAAGACUGAAGUGAAGGUCGUGCUGGAGCCGCGCAGGAAGAGGGCGAUGGAAGAGAGAGCCAUCACCAUAGACAUCCCCGACGUGCUGAAGAGGAAGCUGGAGGACGACUGCUACUACAUCAACCGGAGGAAGCGGUUAGUGAAACUCCCGUGCCAGACCAACAUCAUCACCAUCCUGGAAUCCUACGUGAAGCAUUUCGCCAUCAACGCAGCCUUCUCGGCCAACGAGCGGCCCCGGCAUCACCACGCCAUGGCCCAGGCCAGCAUGAACGCGAAUUACAUCCCGGCAGAAAAGAACGUGGACCUCUGUAAGGAGAUGGUGGACGGAUUGCGAAUAACCUUCGAUUAUACGCUCCCGUUGCUCUUGCUGUAUCCGUACGAACAAGUUCAGUACAAAAAGGUGACCUCGUCCAAAUUUUUCCUUCCCAUUAAGGAGAGUGCCACCAGCUCCAGUAGGAGCCAGGAGGAGCUCUCGCCAAGCCCGCCCUUGUUGAACCCGUCCACCCCGCAGUCCACGGAGAGCCAGACCACCGGGGAGCCGGCCACCCCCAAGCGGCGCAAAGCAGAGCCCGAGGCCCUGCAGUCGCUGCGGCGCUCCACCCGCCACUCCGCCAACAGCGACCGGCUGUCCGAGAGCAGUGCCUCGCCGCAGCCCAAGCGCCGGCAGCAGGACGCGGCAGCCAGCAUGCCCAAGCUGUUCCUGCACCUGGAGAAGAAAACGCCUGUGCAUAGCAGAUCCUCCUCACCUGUGCCCGUGACCCCCAGCAAGGACGGCAGCGCCGUGUUCGCCAGCUUUGAAGGCAGAAGAACCAAUGAGAUCAAUGAGGUCCUCUCCUGGAAGCUCGUGCCCGACAGCUACCCACCAGGCGACCAGCCGCCUCCGCCCUCGUACAUUUAUGGGGCCCAACACUUGUUGAGAUUAUUUGUGAAACUUCCAGAGAUCCUUGGGAAGAUGGCCUUUUCUGAGAAGAACCUGAAGGCUUUACUGAAGCACUUUGAUCUCUUUCUGAGGUUUUUAGCCGAGUACCAUGACGACUUCUUCCCAGAGGCUGCCUAUGUCGCCGCCUGCGAGGCGCACUACAGCACUAAGAACCCCCGGGCCAUGUACUAG